AUGGUUGCAGCGUCGUCGGCUUCGCGGUCAAAGUCCGUGAAACGCCUGAAGAAAGGAACAGAGACGACUAAGAACUAUCGAUUCGAGCCGUUUUCGCAGCGCGUCGCAAAACUCAAGAUCGAUCCGAUUCACCGUGUGCGCCGGCCAAGCUUUGGUGAAGAUGAGGGGGAUGAGAACUCGUCACAUUUCCGAUCCGCAUUCGAUCACUGGACCGAGUUGAACUUGUCCGACAAUUUUACGCAGUUCGCCCGUCGAGUUAAUCCGCUAUGCGAAAGUUUAGUUCAGAUCCUGUACCACGAGGACAGGAUAAUGGGGUUGUUAGUGGAGUUCAUUGAGAAGAGGGAUCAUUUGUCUAUGGAGCCGCUCCUGAGUCUCCUCGCUCAGUUUGCCAGGGAUCUGGGAGUGAGAUUCGAAAAGCAUUUCGCUACCUCGGUGACCCUCGUGGCCUCCAUCGCUGCUACUCAUCCUGAAGUCGAGGUGGUUGAAUGGUGCUUUUCUUGUCUUGCGUGGAUCUUCAAAUUCCUUUCCCGGCUCUUGGUCCCGGACUUGAGACAGCUUUUAAGCAUCAUGACCCCGUAUCUCGGAAAAGAACGCCAGAAGCCAUUUGUGGCGCGGUUUGCCGCAGAGUCGAUGUCAUUUCUUAUCCGAAAAGCAGGAUUAGUUUAUUAUAAGAACAGUACACCCUUACAGCGUGCGGUUUCAUACCUACUCGACGACUUGCGUCAAAUGGCAGCGGAGUCUAAGAAUGUGGAGAUAUACAAGGAAGGGCUGAUGGCUAUGUUUUCUGACGCUAUUAAAGGUGUUAAGAGCGGUCUCCACUCAAAUGGCGCUGAUAUCUUCAGUUGCAUAUUGGAAAACGUGCCUACAGAUGAUGACUUGCGUAGUAGCCUGGGUCUGGACGUUGCGAGCGGCAUCCUGAUCAACAUCAUGCAUAAUACAGUUUCUGACACUUUUGAACCAAUACUGGACACGAUAAAGUCGCAUAUUGAAGUCCAUUGCCGAAAGGCCGAUACACGACAGGCUAAGUCAUAUUGCCGCUUAAUCUUCCUGUGUAUUUCUACUCGCAAAGGCUCGCGAGUAAAGAACUGGAAAACGGUACACCAGACCUUGCUACUCUUGCUGCAAUCUGCUGCGGCUGCGCCUGGUGCGUAUGCUGAAGCGACAAACCAGCUUCUCACCGGGGUGGCAUAUGCCCUUCAGGUGUCUCCCAUGGAUGAAAUGCUACCGUUUAUGCGUUCGAUCAUGGACACCGUAGCAAGCGAUGCGCUCUCAAACUAUUUCCUGUCAUUCUGCGCCAUUUUCUCUGAGUGGGGCGCAGAGAGGUUCCAUGGCGUGGUCCUUCCUUAUUUCCAGAAGUUUGUCAACUCUUCGUGGCAAGAGCGAGAAUACGAACUUUGUUUGAUAUUGCUUCGGUUGAAUCAGGCUGGCUGUAUAACUUCGGAAGUUUCCAAGCCUGGCUACAUCACAUGCCCGGCACCCUGGAAAGCCAGGAUCAAGAAGACUUUGGAAGCUCAGCGUCCUAGCGUUACGGAGGUAACGCUUCUUAAUGCAUAUUCGAAGCUUCCCAGUGCCCUAUCCCUAUCCACAGAACCUUCUCUCCUCCCCAACAUGACCGAAAGCUUCCAUGGUCAUCUAUCUCGCGCAUUGAAGACCAACGAGUCUGAACCGUCACUUUCGACCAAGUUCUUCAUUGGCCAAGGCUUCAAAGCUUAUGUGGAGCUGGCAUCGAACUGUGGAGAGGUCGACUCAAGUCUGUGGGACCAGAUUAGCGGCAUAGCUUCUAGAUACUCUCGCCUACCUGUUUUCCUCGAGGCAACCUUGGCCUACGUCUCGGCUUGCUCCAAAGAACUUGACCUGAACAAGCCUGCCUUGGGUGAGUUUGCGGAUGUAUUGAUUACGAAUCUUGCCGGGCCAUCUCAUGAGUUGAGGCUUGUGUCCCUUAAACUCCUUCGGGAAAUUAUCCAAGCUUCUGGCGAUGAUCCUUCCCUGAUUUCUUUGGCUAUCGAAGUUGAAGAAAGCCCCCUUACACUGCAGUCCGCUAGAGAGCUGUCUAUGCACGUACGUAAGAUGGCUAUAUCCUAUCCUCAGGUUGCUUCGAGGAGAUGGAUGUCUAGGUUGAUUCCAAAUUUUUUGUUUGGCCUUUUCUCAAAGAAGAUGGCUCCACUGUGGGAUGACUCUGCCGCUGCUUUGAAGUCGAUUAGUGAGCACGUAGAUGGAGAGAAGAUAGUUUCGGAUCUGGCUAUCCAGUGGCUUCAAGAGAAAGGGUAUACACCAUCCGUUGGAGAUGAGGAAGAUGACUCCAAUACGGACUCGUUCGUGGCUGGGGAAUACCAAUGCUUCAAUGCAGCCCAGGUUGAAAAUGUCGGCACCACGAAUUUCGAGGCUCCCGAGGCUUUCUCGACCUUAAACCAGCGCCUUGAGAAGGACCAUCACUUCUCAGAGGUUAUCCCAGCUGCCCCUCGAACUCAAGCCUUACGUGUCCUUAAUGCUGCACCAAACAUCGCCGAAAAACGGUCUCGCCAGGUUGUUCCCUUGUUCCUGUCCUGGGCAACACGCGAUGAAGAAGAUAUCACUUCUGCUACUGAUUCAAAAUCUUCUGACUCCACGUCCUACGUCCCUUGGGGCUUCCAUGAUCGACUAGCUUAUCUUGCUCUUUUCGGUCAGUACUUGAAUCCCCGCGUUCUAUUCAGGGCUUCGGAAGUGCACGACGCCCUUCUUGGGUUGCUCUGCCAUGGAAAUUCCGAAAUUCAGAAGUCUGCUCUCAAAGCUCUCUUUACUUGGAAAUCGCAGAAUAUUAUGCCGUACAAGGAAAACCUUUUGAAUAUUCUUGAUGAAUCGCGAUUUAGGGAGGAGCUUUCUGUAUUCGUUCACGUUGGUGGGGAGGAUAGUAUGAUUGAAGAAGGUCACAGGGGCGAGCUGCUUCCCGUUCUACUUCGAAUUCUCUAUGGGCGAAUGAUCUCAAAGGCUGGCGCAAGUGCAGGUCAAGCUGGUCAAGCAGGACGACGAAAGGCAGUUCUGAGGGCUUUGGCUCAGUUGCCUGAUCAUGAAUUUGGUAUCUUCAUGCGGGUCUCAUUCGGGCCUCUUGGCGACGUUCACCUGAUUCAGAGUGGUGAAGUGGAGCAGGAGGCGUUCACACGAGAAUUGGCUAGUCCAAGGAGGCAAAUGGGUUUGCUAAGGAUGAUAGAAACGGUUUUCGAGGCACUACAGAGCAGGAUGGCGCCUUAUGCGGAGCAGUCCAUGCAAGUGGUCCUAUACUGCCUGGUUCGAGCAUGUCGAGAAUUGGAAAAGUCGCAACCGGAAAAUGUGGUCGACUCUCAGAAGGGGAAACUAUUAACAGUGUUGCGCAAUAUUCGAUCUACAUGUAUCAAGUGCUUGGAACUUAUGUUCUCCAUCUCGCCGGAACGAGAUUGGACACCUUUUGUUCGUGUGAUCUUUAACGAGGCAAUUAACCCCAGACUCGAAAAUUUCGCAACGGAAACAACUCAGGGCAUCUCUGGUCUUCUUAGACUAUUCCGUACUUGGGCUGCUACCCCCAAAUCGUCCUUUUACCUUGUCCGACAUAAUGAUACCCUACUGACGAAGAUCGUGGACUGUCUUAGUGUGGAUUCUACCCGGGAUGAAGUGAAGGUGUUUAUUAUGGAUGAAAUCCUGGUACCACUAGUUGGACUCGCUACUGGGAAGGAGCUCGAAGAACAGGAGAAAAUGGGCGACAUCCCGGCUGACGAGAUCCGUUCCGAGGUUCUAGCACCUUACUUAGACCACGCCCUUUCUCAUCUAGGCAAUUUGUUGAAGCGGGGCCCUUCUCGACUGGUCUUGAUAUCUGGGGUUCAAGCUCUUUCUAUUAUGGCCCCAUGUGUCGAAUCAUCUAAGGAAACUUCCAGCUUGGUUAGCAUAACCACGUAUCUUCUCCGCCAACCUCCGGACCGCGUGUCCCCAAAGACUAAAUCUGGUCUGCUGCGGAUCCUCGAGCACUUUUUGCCUCUGUAUGACCCCAAGGAGGAUUCAAAGCUUUUCCAUGAGGUCUUUGAAGCAGUUUCUUCCCUGUUCGACUACUUCAGGGAUCAAGCGAACCGAGAGGUUCUAUCCAGGGUUUUCGCCGCUUUUGCCAAACAUGACCCUGAGCUCGCCAAGGUUGCUGCUCUUUGUGAAGACUUAAACUCAAUCUCUCGAAAGAAGUUGGAGGUUGAUUUCGAACGUCGGUUGCAGGCUUUCAGACAAGUCAACGAUGAUCUCUGGGAGAAGUUCAAUGCUCGUCAGUGGCGGCCUAUCCUCUAUAAUAUGCUCUAUCACGUCAAAGAUGACGAGGAACUUGCCAUCAGAUCGAGUGCUUCGUUUGGAUUGAAAAGAUUCAUGGAAAGGGCUAUUCUUACUACCAACACCGACCUAGAGGAAUUCGAGCCCCUUGUAAAGGAUGUUUUGUUCCCUGCCUUGCAGAAUGGAGUUAGGCAGAAAUCAGAACUUAUCCGGGCUGAGUUUAUCUCUUCGUUGGGCUACUUCGUCAAGCUCAAUCCUAACAGACCAAACGUGCAGGACAUGCAUGACCUACUUGUUGAUGAUGACGACGAAGCCUCUUUUUUCACUAAUGUCCUCCAUAUACAACAGCAUCGCCGUCUCCGAGCCCUACGACGUCUUGCCAGCGAGGCAUCCAAAGGCAAACUGCAGGCUUCAAAUAUUAGCACAAUUUUCAUUCCUCUCAAUGAACACUUUGUGUUUGAUGAAGAAGCUGAUGAGGCCACCCACAAUCUGAUAGCAGAGGCUGUGGCAACUAUUGGAGCUCUUGCAGAAUGUCUUGACUGGAGUCAGUUCAGAGCUAUCUUCCGCAGAUAUAAAAGUUAUAUGCAGAGUAAGCCAGAAAUGGAGAAGAACGUCUUGAGGCUCCUAGGCAGGAUGUCAGAUGCCUUAACAACCGCGAUGAAUCAAAUCAGUGCACCCAAAACGACCACUGAAGAUGAAAUGGAAGGAGUUGAAACUUCAGUGGCUUCUCAAUGUAACUUAGCUCGGUCGAUCCCUUCUGCAUCCAAGGUGGCAACCGAGUUGACCACCAACUUUACGCCUUUCUUGACCAAUUUUAUUCACCACAAAAAUGAAGCGCAGAUGAGCCUGCGCUUGCCUGCUGCAGUCACCGUCAUUAAGCUUUUGAAACUGUUGCCGGAGCAAGAUAUGACCAUUCGAUUGCCACCCGUCCUUUUGGAUGUUUGCAGUAUUCUGAAGAGCCGUUCUCAAGACGCCCGGGACACUGCCAGAAAGACCCUGAACGACAUCGCUCUAUUGAUGGGUCCAGUGUACUUUGGAUAUAUACUCAAGGAGCUCCGGACUACUCUCACAAAGGGUUACCAACUGCACGUUCUGUCUUUCACUGUCCAUUCCAUUCUUGUAGCUACGACGGAUGACUUUCAGCAAGGAGACCUGGAUUACUGUUUGGCGGAUUUGAGCUCUGUGGUAAUGGAUGAUACUUUCGGUACUGUUGGCCAGGAGAAGGAUGCAGAGGACUACGUGAGCAAGAUGAAGGAGGUCAAGAGCAACAAGAGCUACGACUCCAUGGAACUCCUGGCAAAGAACUCUACUGUUGGGAACCUGGCGAAUUUGAUCAGGCCCUUGCAGUCCCUACUCCGAGAGAAGCUGACCUCUACCAUCGUGAGAAAAGCUGACGAGCUUUUGCGGCGAAUCGGUGUUGGUCUUUUGCGAAACCCCGGCGCAGAGAGUCGCGACAUCCUGAUGUUCUGUUACGAAGUCAUUAAGGAGUCAUACCAACAACCAGAGCAGACUGAGAAGCGAGCUGUAUCUGCUGCCGAAGAACACUUCUUGAUUAAAAUUCAUGGUGCGAAGCGAGGUGAAAAGCGAGGCACCACUACCUCCUACGUCCACAAGUUGACUCGUUUCGCCCUUGAUGUUCUUCGCUCGGUGUUAAGCAAAUUUGAUUCCUUGCUUACACCGACGAACAUGGCUGGAUUUCUCCCUGUUAUUGGUGAUUCUUUGGUCCAGGGUCAGGAGGAAGUCAAGAUUUCUGCUCUUCGACUGCUCUCUACAAUGAUCAAGCUUCCUCUGCCUGAGAUUGAUAAUAACUCUCACGUUUAUCUCACCGAGGCUGUCAAAUUAAUCAAGGAGGCGCCGAGUACAAGCACCGAAGCUGCGCAGGCAUCCUUGAAAUUGAUUGCAGCCAUGCUACGGGAGAGAAAGACCAUAAAGCUAAGGGACGGACAUCUUGCAUACCUUCUACAGCGAUUAACUUCCGACAUCGAGGAGCCAGAUCGUCAAGGCAUCACGUUCAACUUCAUCAGGGCUGUCAUGUCUAGGAAAUUCGUUGUUCCUGAAAUGUACGAACUGAUUGACAAUAUCGCUACCAUGAUGGUUACCAACCAGUCUCGCUCUGCGCGUGAUCUAGCGCGAGGCGUCUACAUCCACUUCCUGAUCGAAUUUCCCCAGGCCAAGAACCGGUGGACAAAACAACUGGCUUUCCUGGCCAAGAACCUGGAGUACAAGCAUUCGGACGGUCGACAAUCGGUCAUGGAGGCUAUCCAUAAUCUGCUGUCCAAGACCGGGCAGGAACUAGCUCAGGACAUAGUUGGCACGUUCUUCCUGCCUCUGGUCAUCGUCAUGGCAAACGAUGAUGUUCCUGAGUGUAGAGAGCUAGCCGGAGCCCUGCUCGGUCAGUUCUAUAGUCGGGCAGACAAUGAAACAAUGAAGACCAUUCUCAUUCCUCUUCAUUCCUGGUUGGAACAAACAGAUAACUUGCUUUUGACCAGCACUGGACUACAGGCCAUGCGGAUCUACUUCGAGGUAGAGGAGACCAAGAAGGAGAAGGAGGCCCGCUUUGUCAGAGAGAUUCUCCCUAGCAUUAUGCAGCCAGUGCUGAAAGCCGAUGACACAGGUAAUUGGCAGACACUUUACUUCUCUCUCCAGCUCUACGCGAAAGUUUGCAAGAGUGCCCCUACGAUCGGACUGGUCAAAGAAAGCACAACAAACUGGACUGCUAUUCGGGAAUGUCUCUUUUAUCCACAUGCCUGGGUCAAAACAUGCGCGUCGAACCUUGUUGGAACUUGGCUUGCAGACCUGGCCAAGUCAAAUGCAGCAAAUGGUUACAGCUCACUGCCAUUGGCGAACGCCGCCGGGUUGGCCCUGGACCGAGAGGCGAUGCUGCAGUUGAUCCGUGCCAGUGUCCGCUGUCUUCGGACCCCUGCCGUCAGCGAGGAGCUUGCCAUGCAAACUGUGCGCAACAUAAUUUUCAUUGCCCGGUGCUGCGCUCAGAACGGCCUCGAGUUUUCUCGCAGGGGAGACAAGGCUACCGAAUCAGACGCUAGCGACAGCGAAGACGCCGAUGACGAGGACAAGGAGGAACAGGCAACCGGUUCAUCUAAACCCGCUAUCCGAUAUAUCUUUGAGCAAGUGUCCUCCGUACUACGUCGGGAAUUGCUUACCACUCGAGCACAAUCUUUGAUCCCGAAGACCGCUUCCAUUGGUCUUCUAGCAUCUCUUUGCCGCCACCUUGAUGCCGAGCAGAUCCAGCCCUCUAUCCCUAUCAUCCUUAUCCCUCUUCAGCAUAUGACCGACUCAUCCAUUCCGCCACCCCGUUCAUCCGACCCGGUCUUCAAAGAAUCGUACAAGGCUCUUGUGUCCAACUGCCAUGAGGUGUUGGAUCUUAUCCAGAAGAAGCUGGGUACCACUGAAUUUGUGAACCAAAUGGCCCUUGUCCAAGAGAACAUCAAGGAGAAACGUGAGGGCCGUCGUGUGAAGAGACGUAUCGAGGCAGUGACGGACCCCGAGAGAUUCGGGCGUGACAAGAAGCGGAAGAACGACCGCAAGCGUGAGAAGAGAAAGGAGAAGGGAAUGGAACACCGGGGCAGAAGACGUGGAUGGUAA
Messenger RNA from Aspergillus alliaceus, 7857 nucleotides. RefSeq names its product putative HEAT repeat protein (DRIM). Gene Ontology annotation, cellular component: 90S preribosome; nucleolus; small-subunit processome. The transcript is spliced from 2 exons. The record is from RefSeq and is a predicted model, not a curated record. Bases 1 to 7857 code for a protein of 2618 amino acids. NCBI's taxonomy places the organism in Eukaryota, Fungi, Ascomycota, Eurotiomycetes, Eurotiales, Aspergillaceae.